GAAGGACCUGCAGCUCCUGGUGUGGCAGACGAAACAUCGCUAGAGAGGAUAAAUGACUUUACUACUCAUACACAUUUGGAUCCCAGUCAACAAUGAGGAUUAUCUCCUGCCAGUGGACGCUUGUGGCUAUAGCUGUGGUUUCAAUCACUGUGGUAUUCUGCAGUAAGACCAAACCAACAGCGAAACCAAAGUACCUGUACACAAAGAAGCCCGUUCCACACGUCACGCCGCACAACCCUGUCACUACCACUGUCCCCAAGACUCUGAAGAUAGUGGUGACGCAAAACCCCGUGCAGCCUCAGCCGCAGCCGCCACCUCCACCGCAGCCCACCACAGCGAGGACCACCUACGUGAACCACAAACUUCCACAGCACUACAGUGAAAACACUGAGCCCACAGGUGUUGGUCCUGACAACUACACGCUGGACUACAACGAGUGCUACUUCAACUUCUGUGAAUGCUGUCCCCCUGAGAGGGGCCCCAGGGGCUCGAAGGGAGAAAGAGGCUCAGCAGGACUACCUGGUGAUAUAGGGCCUGCAGGACCACAGGGUAUACCCGGACCACCUGGCAUGAGCGGUCCAAUGGGCUAUAAAGGAGAUAAAGGGGAUAAAGGUGAGAGAGGACACCCUGGAACAUCAGGCCCACCAGGGAUUCCAGGAAAACCAGCACAAAAAGGUGAAGCCGGCCUCAAAGGAGAAAAAGGUGACGUAGGAUUACAAGGUGCCAAAGGUGAACAAGGAGAAAAAGGAGAACAUGGGCAGAAUGGAACUGCUGGUGAGAAAGGGGAACCGGGACCGGAAGGGCCUGUUGGACCUCCAGGAACAGCUAUGGGCCAGGGUCCGAAAGGAGAAAAGGGAGAUAAAGGAGACUGUGGUAUUUUUGGGGAGAGAGGUCCUAAAGGUGACCGAGGGGAAACCGGGGCUCCCGGCAUUCAGGGUGCGAUGGGAAUUCCAGGAUUACAUGGCAAACAUGGCACCCCUGGGCCCGUCGGCAUUAGAGGGGAUCCAGGACACCCCGGGCCUCCAGGAGAGCCAGGAGUGUCAGGGCCACAGGGGCCGCAAGGGAUACGAGGGAUGCCCGGGCCAAAAGGGGACAGAGGGUACCCUGGCAUCAGAGGUGAGCGUGGCUUUCGUGGAUUAAAAGGAGCAAAAGGUUCGGGAAUGCUUCCGAAACGCUCUGCCUUCAGUGUCGGCAUCUCUCCAAAGAAAUCCUUUCCUCCCUCCGGCUUCCCGAUCCGCUUUGACAAGAUAUUCUACAACGAAGAAAACCACUUCAAUACGAGCUCCAACAGCUUCAUGUGCGUCCACCCCGGGGUUUAUGUCUUCUCCUUCCACAUCACUGUGCGUAACCAGCCUCUGCGAGCCACACUUGUGGUGAACGGGUUACGGAAAGUCAGGACACGGGACUCCCUAUACGGCCAAGACAUCGACCAGGCGUCCAGUCUGGUGGUGUUGAGACUGGCAGCCGGAGAUCAGGUCUGGAUGGAGACAUUCAGAGACUGGAACGGGGUUUACGCCAGCAGCGAGGACGACAGCAUCUUCUCCGGGUUCCUUCUGUACUCAGACAAAGCCUGAAGCCCCUUUCUGAUUGCGACACACGGCCACUUCUCUCUUCUGCUGAACUGUUACAACCUCACCACAUGGGUGAAAACACCAAAUACUGAGGGUGCUACUCUGUAACUGUGAAUUAUUUGUCUGUAAGCUUAUUAUCAUCAAACGUCUGGCUCAAAUUCUCUCAUUUAGAAAUUUCUAAAUAAACCAACCACUCAUGACCUCAAGAGACAAAUGUGCAGCCCUCAGCAAAACGGACAGCUGUAAUAACAGGAAAUCAAGAUUUAAGACAUAAUAUGGGACAGGAAGUGCAAAAUGAAUAUAUAAAAAGGAAAGUAAACACAACAGAAAAGGAAAAAACUAGUAAAUAUAUAAGAUAAAACUAAUGUAUAUAUAAAUAAAGAGUUAAUGUGAAAGAACUGCUUGUCAAUAAUGUAUGUUGUGAGAUUAUAUAAUCUCACAAAAACAUUC
This is a messenger RNA of Poeciliopsis prolifica (blackstripe livebearer), 2021 nucleotides long. RefSeq names its product otolin 1b (gene otol1b). The transcript has 5 exons. The coding region runs from base 93 to 1574 and encodes 493 amino acids. Gene Ontology annotation, molecular function: protein binding. NCBI's taxonomy places the organism in Eukaryota, Metazoa, Chordata, Actinopteri, Cyprinodontiformes, Poeciliidae. The record is from RefSeq and is a predicted model, not a curated record.